Molecule: messenger RNA, 1232 nt
Organism: Cyclopterus lumpus (lumpfish)
Lineage: Eukaryota; Metazoa; Chordata; Actinopteri; Perciformes; Cyclopteridae
Gene: srp14
Product: signal recognition particle 14
Exons: 5
Coding region: 99-431 (110 amino acids)
Biological process (GO): SRP-dependent cotranslational protein targeting to membrane
Cellular component (GO): signal recognition particle, endoplasmic reticulum targeting
Molecular function (GO): endoplasmic reticulum signal sequence receptor activity; 7S RNA binding
Source: RefSeq, a predicted model, not a curated record
UCCGACUUAAGUUGGACGUAGUACGUGUGCUUUACAGCUUCCACUGUGGUUAGCUAGCGAACGACCAGUAAGCCAACGCUAAAGCUGGAGUUAAUAUCAUGGUGCUGCUUGAAAAUGAUUCGUUUCUCACAGAGCUCACACAGCUGUUCCAGAAGUGCAGAACAUCUGGCAGUGUGGUCAUCACAUUAAAGAAAUAUGACGGGAGGACCAAGCCAGCACCCCGAAAGGGCCACACAGAGUCAUUUGAACCAGCAGACAACAAAUGUCUCAUCAGAGCUUCUGAUGGCAAGAAGAAAAUUAGCACGGUGGUCAGCACCAAAGAAGUAAUCAAGUUUCAAAUGGCAUACUCCAAUCUUCUUAGAGCUCACAUGGAUGGACUUAAGAAGAAGGAUAAGAAAAGCAAAAGCAAGAAAACCAAAGCCACCCAAUGAGAAACGGACUCUGUAACAUAACCAUGGGUACCUAAACAUAAUAACCAUGGCUACCUAAACUGGACUGUACAAUCCUAGGGAACGACAAAGGCCUUCACAUGGUCUGUCGCCGCACCCCGCUUUUCGAUCCAUUCACCUGAGGCCUCAGAAUCGCUGUUCAUCCACCCGGCUUUGAUAUUGUGCCAUUGUUUGCAUGGUAUUGUCCCAUCCCUGGCAGUUCGGUGCCAUUGGAAGUCUGGAACCGACAACCUGAGGAUUUCUCAUAACUCGUACAGGACGAAUCAAGUCAACUUAACUGGAUCUCCACCAUUCCUGCUCUGGAACCAGUUCAUCAACAGUUGUGUCAUCUCUGGAGCCAAAUCCAUGGAGCCCAAUUAUUACCUGCCGUUCAUACUAUUUAAUUGUUAAAAGUCCAUAUUUAUGUUGUAUUUACGGCUGAGCUGUGCUGCCAUGUUUCAAUUUGACCUUGUCUCAAGAAGAAUUAAUUGAAGUUUCUUUCUUUUUUUUUUACCUAAUUGAAUAUGCAAUGAAUUUACUGCACACUUGUCCUUCAAACAAAGAGCUAAAGCAGAGCAGAUUUCAUGUAUUUUUUUUUAAAACCAGUUUUACUGUAGCCAACUUCAUUUUGAAGAUAAAAGUGUACUUUAUUCAAUAAUUAUAUUUUACCACCUGAAGCACAAUGAAUAUGAAUAAUUUAGAUUCAUACCAAGCAUAAUAUCGGCCAUCUUAAAUUGUUGAACCUGAACAAAAUGUGUAUUUUCAGUUAAUGUGGGUCAUUUAAAUGUCAAAUCUGAAUCAUGA